This is a messenger RNA of Mytilus trossulus (common blue mussel), 3463 nucleotides long. RefSeq names its product DNA polymerase nu-like. Lineage: Eukaryota; Metazoa; Mollusca; Bivalvia; Mytilida; Mytilidae. The coding region runs from base 9 to 3209 and encodes 1066 amino acids. The transcript has 22 exons. Gene Ontology annotation, molecular function: DNA-directed DNA polymerase activity; DNA binding. The record is from RefSeq and is a predicted model, not a curated record. Gene Ontology annotation, biological process: DNA-templated DNA replication; double-strand break repair via alternative nonhomologous end joining.
AAGGCAAAAUGUUUGUCUUGAAGCCAGCACAACCUCCCCCUGUGUUAGACAAGUUCUCACAUUUAUCAUUGGAUGCACAGAAGGUCAUGGCCGGUAUCUACAAACAAUACCAGCAACAGAAAGACAAAAUCCUAAUGUCUCAAUUAGAUAGAAAGUCAUCAUCACAAGGACCAAGCAAAUAUUACCAGAACCUGUACAGAACUAAAUUUGGACAUGGACCUUUACAGAAUACACAAAACAGUCAAAGUAGUUUUGCUACUAACAAUACAAAUCAUGUAAAUGGACUUACUAACAGUACAAAUAAUCAAAAUAUUGAUGAUCCUUUACAAAACACACAAAAUCAUCAUCAAAUGACACAUACCUGGAUUCAGAAAACAUCCACAACAAAUGCUUGUUAUCAAAGAGGUGAUAGGAGGUUUGAAGGAGGUCAAAGGUCAUUUGAUAAAUAUUUUACCAAAAAUAUCGAAGAAACUGCUGUUAGAAGUCCAUAUGUCAUUUCCUCAAGAGAGACAGAAGUUUUGAUAUCAGGAAUUGAGAAUUCAUCAUAUAUAGCCUGUGAUGAUGAAGGUGCUGUCCCCUCAGUUCAAAGGUCAUCUCAAGAAUCAGCUCCUUUGUCACUUUCUCCUGUGUUGUUUCCUAGUUUGGAACCUAUAGAGAAGGAAAACACUGAUGUGACACUAGACCACUGUAAUAGUUUGGAAACUAUAGAGAAGGAAAACACUGAUGUGACACUAGACCACUGUAAAAGUAUUGCUGAUCGCAGUUUUAGACAUUCAAUAUUUGUUUCUGAUGAUAAAAGAGAGGAAUUUUCCAAACCAAUGGAGAUAAAAGUGAAUGAUAAUAAAGUAGUUAGAAACAACCAAAAGUUAUCAGAUGUGAUGGAAAUACAGGGUGAUGUUAUUAUUCCACUAACCACUGACAAUGGAUCUGAAAAUAAAUAUUUACAAGAAAGAAUUGUGUCAGCCAUGAUACAAGUCGAAGAUAAGGAUUCAAAAGUACCAGAAAGAAGUGUGUUUGCCAUUGUACAUCCUGAGGACAUAGAAAAAGAGACUAAGACAUCUGACCAGAGUAAUACAAUGUGUUCCAUUUCUAAAAGAUUACUGCAACAUCAACAGAUCAGGAAUGAGCUGAAGGAAACUAAAAGUCAAUCACCAGACAUAAAAGUAUCGGACCAAACAAAUAAAAGGAAAAUUCCCUCAUUCUUUGCUCCAUACAAAAAACAAAAAGUUUCAAAUAAAAACAAUGAUAAUGUAAUCUCCCAGGUUGAGAAAAACAGUACUGCUGUUGAUAUCACAUGUUUAGAUACAAGUCAAAGGUCGGAGUUGCUUCAGGAAGUCCAGAAAAGUAAAGAAAUACUAAUAGCUGUAGUGUAUGAUGACUCAACUAAUCAGCUGAGGGAUAAUUCUGCCAAAAAGAAGACACAGAGCAUGAAAUCAAAGUCCUUUGAACAGAUUGCAUCUGUAGUAAUUGGAUUGGUAUGCAGCAAUACUGACAAACUACAACUGUAUAGUAUGCCUUCCAAGAUCAAAAAUACUCAUUUAGUGGAAUGGAUUAGGUCCUUCUGGGAUUCAGUAUUUUCUUGUUCUUCAAGAAAAAUAUGUUAUGGAGCAAAAGAACUGUUUGUGAUCCUUCUGAAGAACAUAUUUAAUGAAUUAAAAGUAAAGUUAGGAGAUUGGACAGUUAUUGAUCCACGGGUGGCAGGCUGGUUGCUGGAUCCAGACUAUCCCCCAUCUUGUUUUGAAGACAGUUUAAAUUCAGUUAACCUUGAGCAGAAGAAGAAAGAAGUGAUAGACUGCAGUGAGCUAUUGGAAGAGGACAUCUCAUUACUUGGUAAAUUAAUGAAUCGUCUGUACCAGAAACUACAGUCUAGAGAGUUAUGGGACCUGUUUUGUUGUGUGGAGACUAAACUGGUUCCGUUACUAGCCUUGAUGGAAUGCCAGCAGGUUAAGAUUGAUACAGACAAACUAAUGAUGUUCUCCAAUGUCUUAAAGAAAAAGCUGCAGAAAUUAGAACAGAAAGCCUAUGACUCUGUAGGUCACUCAUUCUUGAUGAAUAGUCCUGCUCAACUGAGACAAGUACUAUUUGAAGAGUUAAAGCUAGACACAAAACUUCCCAAGAAGAAUAAAUUAGCCAAGACAUCUAUCGGUCAUCAGAUUUCCACAUCAGAAUCAGUGUUACAACAACUUGUAGGCUUCCACCCAUUGCCUGGAUUAGUGUUGGAAUAUAGACAAUUUCAGAAGUUAAAGUCCACCUAUAUGGAUGGUAUAAUGAGUUGUGUACAGAAGGACUAUUUGUUGACCCAUUGGGACCAGAUAUCUGCUGCUACAGGCCGCCUCUCCUCAUAUCAACCUAAUGUACAGGCCAUACCUAAAACUUCAAUAACUGUCUCCAACUAUAAAGACAAUUUUAUUGUUGAUAAAGAAGAGGAUGAUACAUUAGAAAUAUUUGCUAGAGACAUUUUUAUAAGCCAGGAAGGAUGGUCAUUUCUGGCAGCAGAUUUCCAACAGAUUGAACUAAGGUUACUGGCACAUCUAGCAGAUGAUGAGGUACUGUUACAGAUAUUUCAGAAACAGAAUGACUCAGAUAUAUUUGUAGAACUUACGUCACAGUGGCUUGGUAAAUCAAUUUCCAGUAUUACCUCAUCAGAGAGAGAACAGACCAAGAGAAUUGUAUAUUCUGUUAUGUAUGGGGCAGGAAAAGAAAAGCUUGCUGAAUAUUUGAAGAUAAGUCCUGACAAUGCAAAAGCUAUAAUGAACAGUUUCUUAGUUAAGUUUCCUGCUGUCAAUCAGUUUUCCAAGAAGUGUGUAGAAUUCUGUCAGAAGCAUGGUUUUACAAGCACAAUUUUCAAAAGAAAGAGAAUGAUUCCAAAUAUAAAACACCCAUCACCUCCUCUCAGAGCUCAAGCUGAAAGACAAGCUGUCAACUUUUGUGUUCAAGGGUCAGCAGCAGAUUUAUGUAAAGCAGCAAUGCUUCAAAUAGAACAGUCACUUAGAAACCAUCAGCACCUCAGGGCUAGACAGUUAUAUCAGAUACAUGAUGAGUUACUGCUGGAGGUCCAUGAUGACGACAUCAAGGCAGUUCAAAGCAUAUUAAAAACAGUAAUGGAAGAUACUAGUGCAUUAUGUGGUUCUGUUGUUAAAUUAAAGGUUCCAGUAAAAGUUUCCAUCAGUGUUGGAAAAACGUGGGGACAUAUGACUGCUGUAAAAUAACUAUGACAUCAUUUAGAUCAAAUUAUUGUGAACCAUUUUGGGCCCACUUCAGAGUUUAUAAGUACAUUUUGAAUCUGUUUCUGAAGACUUUACAAUAUGUGACUUUGAAAUUAAUAUUGUCAGCAUUUUGAGAUUUAAACAAAAUAGAUUGGACUUUGCUGUCAAAAAACAAUUCAAAAUCUUACAAUAAUCUUGAUUCACUAGCAUUUUUUAAAUACUGUUUCUUCAAAAUAAAAGUCAGUUCAUAUAUUAAA